Molecule: messenger RNA, 1603 nt
Organism: Sitodiplosis mosellana (orange wheat blossom midge)
Lineage: Eukaryota; Metazoa; Arthropoda; Insecta; Diptera; Cecidomyiidae
Product: cyclin-dependent kinase 1-like
Exons: 5
Coding region: 309-1214 (301 amino acids)
Biological process (GO): signal transduction; protein phosphorylation; G1/S transition of mitotic cell cycle
Cellular component (GO): nucleus; cytoplasm; cyclin-dependent protein kinase holoenzyme complex
Molecular function (GO): cyclin-dependent protein serine/threonine kinase activity; ATP binding; cyclin binding
Source: RefSeq, a predicted model, not a curated record
CGUUUUUACCGGCGACUUGAGUCGUGAGUGAUUGCACACGUUAGCCGUCGUACUUGUUGCUGUCGACUCAUUGUAUUUGUUUCACUUUCUCUAUCGUUUAGCUUGUGUUUUGUGUUACGAAAAAAAAAUAGUCUAGCUUUGAUGUAUUUGUCUUCAGAAAAAAAAAUAUGCAAAACGUUUUGUAGUAACAAAAAAAAUACAACAGAAGGAAAAGUCUGAUCAACCACUGAAAAAAGUGCAUGCAUUCAUAACAUCGAUUAAUUGUGACAUUAUCACCCGUUGAAUCCGAACAAUUGCAGUAGUCAGAAAUGGCAAAGGAGUACAUAAAAUUGGAAAAGCUUGGUUCAGGCUCUUACGGUACUGUUUACAAGGGUCGUGAAAAAGACAGCAAUGCCAUUGUUGCAAUGAAGAAGGUGCACAUGGAUCUGAUGGAUGCUGGCUUGCCGCAAUCUUAUUUACGGGAAAUAUCGGCGUUGCAAUCAUUGCGUCAUGAGAAUAUCGUACAGUACGAGGGCAUUGUGUGGGAGAGUAAUGAUCACAUUUACCUCAUUUUUGAGUAUAUGACGACUGAUUUGCGCAGCUACAUGGAUGAAUUCGCACCGUACGGACUAAAAUUGGCUGCAGUACGGAGCUAUUUAUAUCAAACGGUCAAAGGAUUGGAAGCAUGCCAUAAACAAGGGAUUUUGCAUCGUGAUCUAAAGACUGAAAAUGUGCUAAUCAACAAAAAUGGUGUCGUUAAGAUCGCAGAUUUUGGUUUGAGUCGAGCAAUAAGCGUUCCGGUGGGCUUGCGUUAUUCGACUUGCGUCGUCACUCUGUGGUAUCGAGCACCCGAGAUAUUGCUGGGACAAAAGGGCUACUCGACGCCAAUUGAUAUCUGGUCUCUUGGAUGCAUUUUUGCCGAAAUGAUCAGUGGCCAUGAGCUGUUUACUGGCGAUUCAGAAAUCGAUCAAAUUAACAAGAUUUUUUGUAUUCUAGGAGAGCCCACCGAAGAAAUAUGGCCACAUGUGACUUCUUUACCGUAUUUUCGUAAAUUUUCCGAUCUCGAAGUACCAUGCCUUGAAAAGAAGAUUCUACUACGUGGUCCAGGCUUCGACCUUCUCAAGAUGAUGUUGACGUACAACCCGAAUAAACGGAUCUCGGCAAAGCGAAUCCUAAACCAUCAGUACUUCAAGGAUUCGAUUAAAAUGUAUCCACUGUUACCAUAUUCAAAGUAGCCUUAUCGAUGUAUUAUUUUACAAAUUGUACCAUUGGACAAAGGAUCUUAUUUUAAUGUUGAUUGUAGUAUUUUAUGUGUUCAAUUGAAUUGUUUAGAUUUUAGGCGCAAAUAUCGGAAACAUUCAUUUAUUUCAUGCCAAUUCUGUUCAAUUCCAAAAUGCGCUCUAUUGUAUAAUGUCAUAAAGACUAUAUUCGCAGUAUUUUCACUGAGUCGGGCUUGUGUUUCGGGCUAGACUCGGAGUGUGCCCAACAGUACCAUGCACUAAAAUAUCCAAUUUAAAAUUAUAAGUAAUAUGUUUUGAUCAUUGUUUGCUGUUGAAAAUGAAUAACGAAAUGAAAAAUUGUCAAAAUGUUUGCAUUCAUCAAAAUCUACAUAACAAAAACGAAA